ACGAGUUCGCUUAUUUCGGUACGCAAUCAUGUAAUCGAAGUGCUUUUUUAUUCCAAUUUCUGAACCAAGUUAACGCCCAAUUUGAAUUUAUCGAUUAUAAGCUUUAUUCAACAUAAUUUGAGCUGCUUUAACAUGGCCGAGAGUCAGAAAAAUGGAGCACAGAAACCAAGUGGUAAAGUUUUGUUGGAAGAGAUGAGUCAUGAAGAUCUUGUGAAACAAUGCAAAAAGCAGUUGAUACUACUACAUAAAACGAAGAAUAAAUGUGAUGAGUUAACAAAAACAUGUAAAGACUUAGAAAAACAACGGGAUGACAUGCUAUAUAAACUCAGAGGAGAGAAUUCAGAGUCCACCUCUUAUGUUGAAUGCAGAACUCAGUUGGAAAAUUCUGAUCUUCAAUGUAAAGAAAGGAACCUUGUGGUAGAACAAGAGAUUAAGAAUGUGAAAGAAAAGCUUGUAGAAGCUGUAGAAGAGAAGCAUAAACUAGAGAGUAAGUUGUUAAAACUUCAGUCUGAGAAUGAAGUGGCAAAAAAGUUUUGUGCUAGUUCAGAGGAGCAAGUGGAAUGCCUGAAUAUGAAGCUUGACACAUUGACGGCAACAUGCCAGUGUUUACAGAAUGAAAUAGUUAAACUUCAAGAAGAAAAUCGAGAAUUAAGAGAGCAGGCCAGUUUGCUGAUUGAAGCUCGAGAUGCAGCUGUUAGCUCAUUGAAAACACUUCAUUGUAGUCAUAGUGAUGCUACAACUUCAACUCCUCAACUAAAUGAUCUUGAAGAUAUCAAAAAUUUGCAUUCAGAGAAAACUCACUUAGAGCAGAAGAACUCUGAGCUUUGCCAAAGAAAUAAUAAUUUACAACGUGAUUUUGAUGCUCUUAAUUGUGAAAAAGAGAAUUUAAAGGCUGAAAUUACUGCAUAUAAGCAAAGUUGGGAAAUUUCUCAAAUUGAAUGUGAAUCACUGAAACUAAAAUUAGAUGAAGUGCAAAAUGAAAAGGAAGAACUUGUAAUGGUUAAUAAUGAACUAUGUAGUGUAAAGGAGCUAAAUAACAACUUAGAGAAUCGUUUAGCAGAUUUAUUAAAAGAAAAAGAAACUAUGUCUUCUGAACUUGAUGAAAAAACUGCUAAAGUAAAUGAAUUGCAAGAACAACUUCAAAAUCUUUCAUCAAAACUAAGAGAUUCAACAAAAGCUUGUGAAGCUUUUGAAGAGGAAGCAAAAAAACAAAGACUAGAAAAUAUAAAUAUUUGCACUGAGUUAGAUUCCAUUAAAAAGUUUGAUAACAAUUUGAAUGCUAAUAUGAUGGAGUCUUUGAUGAAAAUCAAGGAUCUGGAGAGUGCAUUAUCUGCUGCUUUCCAAGAAAAACAUAACCUUGUGGAGGAGCUGACCCAUGUAAAAGACUUACAGAGAUUUGUUGAAGAUGAAGCUAAAGAGUUUGAACUGGAAUGUGAAAAAUUAAAAAUUGAAAUCAAGAGCUUGGAAGCCAAUCUGGAGAAUGACAGCUUGCACAUAAGCAAACUGGAAAAGGAGAUAGCAGCAGCAGAAAAGAGAGAGAAAGAAUCUCAGCUUUCUUUUGAAAAAGUUCAAAAACAGUUAGAAGAACUUGAGAAAAAUUUAGUGAAAGGACAAACAGAAUAUCAGGAAUAUGAAGUAAGGAAAACAUUGGAAAAAGAACUGGAAAAAAGCACUAAACUAGAAAAAGAAAAACUUGAGUUAGAUAAAGAAGUUGGUAUGCUUAGUCUUUAUAUUGAUGAGCUAAAAGGAGAGAAUAAUGAAUUAAAAUCCAAGUGCCUGCAUUUUCAAACAUUGUAUAAUGAAUCGCAGCAGGAAAGUAACCAUUGCACUCAGUGUGUUGCUUAUGAGAAACAAAUUGAAGAACUUUCACCUAACCUUUCUCAGCUACAAGAAACUUGUAAUGAGUAUGAAAAGAAUAAAAUUUUAAUAAAAAGUAGCUUAAAUAGUUUUUUUAUAGAUAUUUCAAAUUAUUUAAAUUAUGAACUACAAGGAAAUGAACAACCUUAUGAAUCAGAAAAGGAUACGUUUAAAAUGGAAUUAAGUAGAUUGGACUUUAUCAAAAAAGCAAUUCAGAUAAACUAUAAUAGAGCUGAAGAAUUCAAUAUUGAGAAAAAAGAGAUUCAGAAUCAGUUAAUUAUGCAAAAAGAAAGAUGUGACAUUUUACAUGAGGAGAAAAAUAACCUCAUUGAAGAAAAAGAAAAAUUAGAAAAUAAAUAUGAGGAUCUUUGUAGAAUUUGUGAUGAACUGAAAAAAAAGUUAAAUGUUAUGGAACGUGACAGUGAAUUAAAUGUCAAUGAAAUUAUAAAAGAAUCAACAUUACUUAGAGGUGACUCAAAAGUACAGGCAUCAGAAGCCAAGCAAGGUACUUUAGUACAACUUGAAGAAUACAGUAAAAUGGUGAAAGAUCUGGAAAUUGAACUCAGUGAAUCAAAACAAAAAGAAACCAGGGUAAAUCAGUUAUUGACAGAAAAGACAGACCUUUUACAUAAGAUAAACAAACAGUUAGAAGAAAAAGACCAAGAUCUGAUUUCGGCUGUAUAUAAAUUGAAAAUUUCUGAAGAAUGCAUAAAAAACACAGAUAAAGAGUUAAAAGAAUCUAAAGAGCAAUGUAGUGAACUGUUUAACAGAAACCAAAAUUUGACUAGUCAACUUGAAGAGCACCAGGAUUGUCUUCACUUUAGGGAAAAAAUAAAUGAUUUGACUAAGAACCUUCAAGAAUUAGAAAAUACAAACCAGCAUCUUCAAAUGCACAUUAGCAGCUUAAAUGAGAAUUUAGAGAAUAAAGUGAAAGAAAUAGAAUGUGUUUUACACGAAAAAGAAGAGUUGAGACAAGAGAAACUGAGUAGUCUUCAGCAAAUAGAAGAGUUGAAGGAAGAAAUUCAGCAAUUAACAAUUAAUUUGGUAGAAGUACAGCAGAGCCUAGAAAAGAUGAAUGUUGCAAAAUCAGAAUUAGAAGCCAAACUAAACAUGGUGAAAGUUACAACAGACAGAGAAGUACAGGUAGAAAUUUAUUUAGAAAACAGUGAAGAUAUUUAUAAGACUAAUAUUUCUUUAGAAAAAGAAAUUGAGAGCUUAAAGUUGAAGUUUGAGGCUCAAGUGGCAAAGAUGAAGUCUCUAGAAGAGGAAAAUGCAGAUUUGCAACAGCAUAGUUAUAAAUUGCAAGAUGCUUGCAACCAGGCUUGGGAGGAAGAAAAGACACAUUUAUACACGCAAUUACAGCAACAGAUAAAUAUUUCUGAUAAAUACAGUAAAGAGAAAAUGGAUAUGUUUCAGACUUUAGAAGAGCUAAAAGUUAAAGUAAUUCCACAGUUGGAAGAUGAGGUCAAAAAUUUAAAUAGCCAAUUGGAAAAAGUAAAAUGUGAUCUCACUGAAGUUGAGACAGAGAAAUGUAAGUUGCUAGAAGAACUUAAUUUAUUAAAAACUGCCCCUAAUUCCUCACAAAAGACUACAGGAAAUCAAAGCACAGAUACAUCUAUAGAACUAUGUCAACGUUUAAAGGAAACAGAAGAAAAGAUGGCAAAGUUUAAGGCUGUAGCUAUGAAGGUCAAGAAGGAACUAGAGGAAACUAAAAAAAGGUUGACUGGAGUUACUGAAGAGAGAGACAUGUUUCAAAAGAAAGUAGAAAGUUUGACAAGAGAGACUCAGGAGCUGUACGAAAAUUCUCGUCAAGCUGUUCUUAAUUUCCAGAGCUUGCAGGAAGAGUAUGAUAAAUUGCAAGAUGAACAUGAAGUAACAAAAAAGUCAUUAAAACAAGCUGAACAAGAUGUAACCUCCUCAGUUACAGAGCUGAACAAAGUUCGGGAGCAAGUAGAAAAUGUGAGACUUGAAAGAGAUCAAAUACAAAAAACUGCAGAUGCCCUCCAGGCACAGAAGAAGGUUUUGGAGCAAAGCAAGACAAACCUAGAGGAAAGAAUAGUUGUUUUAGAAGCAGAAAAAAAUUUAGAGCUGAAGAAACAUGAGACAACAAAGUGUGAUUUUAAAAAACAAGAAGAAAAAAUUGCCUCUUUGGGAAAAGAAUUGGAAACUCAGAAGGAACUUUGUAAAGUAAAAGUGGAAAAACUUGAAGAGGAGCUUAAGGAAGCCAAGAAAAAUGCUCACAGUUUACUUGAUUUAGAAAUGGCAGAUUAUGAACGAACUAUUUCAGAACUUAAUCAGCAGUUGAAACAAAUGUCUACAGAAAAAGAAGAAAUCAAUGAAGAGCUCGUUAGGCUGAAGGAGAAAAUUUCAGGACUUCAGGGAGAAAUUGAACAUCUUGAUAGUCAGCACCAGCUGGAAGAGGCAAGAGCAAAUAAUUUAAAAGAAACUCUGGAUAGGACUAAAUCUGAAUUGUCAGCGGCAAGGAACAAUGAAACUGACCUACUUCAUACUGAGGCUAAGUUAAAAAAUCAUCUAGAAUCAGCUUUACAAAAGAGUGAAGAGCUGAAAGUUCAGUUGUCAGAAAACAUGCUGGAGAACCAAAGGCUCUCAGACCUUUUAAAAGUUAGCAAGGAAAACCAUGUGAAAGUAGUGAGGUCUUUAGAGAAUAAGGUGUUGCUACUUCAGAAGGAUGUUAAAAUAGCCCAAGAAGAACUGGAAACUUCAAGGAAGGAGUUUGAAAGUUACAAAGUUCGUGUUCAUACUGUACUUAAACACCAGAAGCAGCAAGUUUCACCAAAUGAAAAUGCAAAGGAACAAGAUAUAAAAAGACUAGAAAAGACAGCAAACCAUCUUGGAGAGAAAGUUGAAGAAUUAAGCACACAACUAAAAUCUGUACAGUUGGAGUAUGAUGCACUUCAGAAAGAACAUGAUAGAUUGUUACAGCGACAUGGCAAAAUAGUGGAAGAAUUGCGGAACAAAAGUCAGUCAUGGACUCAGAGACAAGCAAAACUUGCAAAUGAACGAGAUGCACUACAAAAGGAGCGUGAUGAGCUAAGUUUUCAAUUGAGAUGUCAAAAUGAUGCUUUAGCAAGCUUGAGAGAACAAUUUAUGCUCACAGAGAAGGAGUUCAAAAUAGAAAUAGACACAUUACAAAAACAGCUAGAAAAUGCAGAUAGAGAAAUAUCUCGUCUUCAGAGAGAUCAACAGAAAUCCUCUUCUUCCAUGUGGUCCUCUCAAGAAGAGUCUUUUGAUAUCUCGUCUCAGGAGAGACAGGAAGGAGAGGGCUCAGAAUCCACAGAAACAGAAGCCAGUGGUGAUAUGAAGGCAAGCAUGAAAGCUUUGUCUCUAGCAACUAUACCAACAGGUGGAUUUACUCCUUUAGAACAACUGAUUUAUUCAAGAGAUGGAUCUGAGACUCCAACAGGUCUGAUAUUUCAGCAUGAUUCAGGAGCUUUUUCAUCUACAUCAAAUACUGCACAAAAGAAACUCGAACAUGUUACAGAGUUGUUAAAUGACAGUGAAGCUCAUAGUUUACGUCUGACAGAACAAGUUCGAGUGUUGAAGGAAGAAAUACGACGUUUAGAGAAGAAUCGUGAGAGGGAAGAACAUAUUGCCAAUAUGGAAUAUUUAAAAAAUGUCAUGAUUAAAUUCAUUUCUCUGGAGAUGGGAAGUGAGAAAGAAAGACUUGUGCCUGUUCUAACUACUAUUCUUAAAUUAAGUGCAGAGGAACAACAACAGUUGUAUAUGGUAGCCACAGGUGAGGCUGCAAUUAGCAAUUCCAAAAAAGGCUGGGGCAACUAUUUACAUAGAUGGUCUGGCAUGCUCUAGUCUGAGUAUAAAACAUUGUUUAAGCCAAGUUGCACUUCUGAUUAUCACCUGCCGUGAUGCCUCACAAAUGUGCUCUAGUAUAGUAAAAGACAAUUGUGUUUUCUUUGAAAAAGAGUCACAGAGUGACAAGCAUUUAUAUCAUUAUACAGGUUUUUCAUGUGGUUAAAAUCUGCAGUUUUCUUUUGCUGCCAUUUAAAGUGUUUAAUCUUUAUAUAUAAACUUUGAAAAAGAGCAUUGAUUAAGCUCCAGAAAUGAAAAUAUCUUCCUAGUCAUUAUUUGAUAUGGUUGUAGCAUGUUUUGAGGUUUGAUUGUUAUUUCAUCCACUGCAUUAUAUUGUGUUAGGACAAAUUUUUUUCAAGUAAUUUCAGACAUCAACUUUAAUAAAAACAUAUUUUUGAUGUGAUUGUUCAUUGCAAAGUACAAAUGUAAUUUCCAACUCAGUCAAAUCUUUCAACUUGUUUUGCAGUGUCUCACCCAGUUUCUUCUGAUGCAUUGUACACUAAUGAUCUUAAAGUCUCCAGAAUUCUGAAUAUUUUUAACCUGUAGAACAUUGUAAUUUUUAUUACCAAUAAUAACAUCUUCCAUAUAUAAAGACAGACUCUAAGGUUUUACCUACACAGAAGAAACCAUGAUUUAUCCAAUAUUCAUUAUUUGAGAUGUUCAAAAUAAAGCUUUGUGACUAGGCAAUACAUUUACUAUUUUCAUUAUGUUAGAAAAACAUGUAGGUUCAAGAAGUCUUGAUAGAAAUGAAUUAAAAACCCUAUAACUGAGCACUUUUGAAAGGUGAACUUUUCUUCUUCUGGAGCAAACUGUGUUCAAAUUGUGUUCCAAAAAUAUAACUAUGUAAUUCUUAAACAGCUGUAUUUCUUGUACAGCGAAAUUUACAUGUUUUAGAAUAAUUUGUCAUUUGGUGUAGGUAGGGCUGUUGGGAUUGAGUUUCAAGAUACAAUUUUCUGCUUUCCUUGUAGACACACAAAGAGUUGAAGUUAUUUUUGUGCUGAAACGGAAUCUUUUUAAAAAAUUAUCAGUGAGGUACAGAUGAUUUCAGUUUUAACAAAUAUUGAAAUUCUCUUGAAUUAUAUAGAUCAACAAAAGAAAACAAAACAUGAAAUAAUAUAACAGUUUGUAGUAAUGAAGUUUUUUAGGUAUGGAUUGUGUUAAGUAUUGUAUAGCAUAGUCCAAUCUUAUGUAACAUUCUAUUUCCACAAAGUUUAUAACAAUAGUAAUUAAAAAAUGGGCUUGUUAAAUUAAAAAAAAAUUAUAACAAAGUAAAACUGUAUGUGUGUAGGUAUAAAAAUAAAUUUGAGAUGAUACAGAAAAAAACUAUGGAAGUAAUAAGUGGAUGCAAAAAUGUAGGCAUAUUUGAAAUUUUCAAUUUAACUUUUUUGUUCAUUUAUCAGUUUUAAUUUGCAUUUCAUGCAAACAAAAAGGUUUUGAUACUAAGUGUUGUUAAUUGUGAAUCGUUUAUUUGGUUAUGCCAUUUUGAAGCUCAUUCUACAAUUUUGUAGUUGGAGGGUUUGAGUGACUUGCUAGUUAAUUUUGUUACAGUAAAAGAGGGAAGAUAAUAAAUCAAAACUUGCAGAAGAUAAUAGCAACAAUAUUCGGUAAUUAAGAACAUGCUUUGAGAACUAUUUUUAAAUACUUAGAAUAUAAUAACACAAUCUACAUAGUCAUGUGAGCACAGUUAUAUUUAGUGUUGAGACAACUACUGAUUUUUGGCUAGUCGGCAAGCUGCGCUUUAAAAGUUGACUUGUUUGACUAGUUGACAUAAAAUUGGUUUCUCACUAGUCAUCUAGU
Messenger RNA from Limulus polyphemus (Atlantic horseshoe crab), 7482 nucleotides. RefSeq names its product GRIP and coiled-coil domain-containing protein 2-like. The record is from RefSeq and is a predicted model, not a curated record. NCBI's taxonomy places the organism in Eukaryota, Metazoa, Arthropoda, Merostomata, Xiphosura, Limulidae. Bases 133 to 5685 code for a protein of 1850 amino acids. The transcript has 22 exons.